AUGGCUCUCGAACCUCUGUCAACGGCAGACGUGUUCGUGCUCACCUUCAACGCCCAGAAGCAACUCAUCAACGUGCCCGUCUUUGCCACGCACCUGCUCGAUGCAUUCACCCACCAUGCAGCGGCCCUCCCAGAUCUCGUCGUCUUCUCCCUCCAGGAGAUGGCGCCUCUAGCCAAGGCCUUUGUAGGCACGCAGCUUCUGGGCCCUUACUUUGACGCCUAUGAGACGGCUCUGAACCGAGCUGCCGCGAAAUACAUGGGCCAAAAUACCAAGAAUACCACCAGUGACAGCGCAGAGGGAUCGCCGUUUUCCCUCAUCGCCACCCGCAAUGUGGGCAUGACAGCGUCGAUAGUCUUCGCCCGUGACGCUGCCACCGUGAGCAGCGUCCGCGCGGCAGAGGUCGGGUUCGGCGCUGGAGACAUGGCGAACAAAGGCGCCGUCGGGCUGCGGCUCCUGUACACCUCCCCGCGCGGCGGGGGCGGCGAUGGUGACGGCAGGACAGAGAUAACCUUUGUGACGACACAUCUUGCGGCCAUGGAGUGGAAUCUGGCGAAGCGCAACAAGAACUGGGCGAGCCUCGUGUCCGGGCUCGUCUUCGAGGAUCCCCAGAAGUACGUUGACCGGGCGGCCGCGCGGUCAAGGGACAGUGGUGCCGCCAGUAGGGUGCGAGGUGCCGAGGGCGGUUUUGGGCUAGCCGACGAGUCCAGGGGCCUGCUCGAAGGGGAUCGUUCUGAGCUCGACAGGGACCUGCACAAUCUGAGCAUCUACAAGCCCGGGUCGCACCUGUUUGUCGCUGGCGACCUGAACUACCGCAUCUCGACCACGUCCCCGGAAUCAGAGGACGUGUUCCCAAGCGUGGACCCAAACAGCCCAGACUACUAUCCCAAGUUCCUGGAUCGCGACCAGCUGACGCAGGAGAGAAAGGCCGGCCGCACGCUGCAUGGCAUGAGCGAGGCGGACAUCAAGUUCCCUCCGACAUACAAGCUCGUGUGUCUGCCCAAGGACGACGAGAGCACAGACUCCUCCGCCGAGCAAGCCGGCAGCAGCAGCAGCAAGGACUUCCAGGUCGACGACGUAAAGUGGAAGUGGGCUCUCCACCGCUGGCCGGGCUGGUGCGAUCGGAUCCUCUACCGGGACACACCGCAGACCAAGAUGCGCGUCAUCGCCUACGACGCACUGCCGCCGAUCCGCACGAGCGACCACAGGCCGGUGUACCUGCGCAUCCAGGUGCCCCUUAUCGCCCCGGAGACCCUCGGCGCGAUCCCCGACGCCAUAGAGGACGACAGCGGCGUGCUGGACACGCGCGUGGCGCUCCCCUUCCCCGUCGACCUCGACAGCUGGCGGCACCGGGCGAGCGUCAAGAAGUGGGAGUCGGCGAUGGGCUGGUCGCUGCUGGCCGCGCAGUCGAAGCAGAUCAUCGCCAGCGUGUUGGCCACGUUGUUGCUUGUUGGUGUCGGGGCGUGGUGGUAUACUGCGAUGUCCUCAGUGGUGUGA
Molecule: messenger RNA, 1494 nt
Organism: Microdochium trichocladiopsis
Lineage: Eukaryota; Fungi; Ascomycota; Sordariomycetes; Xylariales; Microdochiaceae
Product: Endonuclease/exonuclease/phosphatase
Exons: 2
Coding region: 1-1494 (497 amino acids)
Biological process (GO): phosphatidylinositol dephosphorylation
Molecular function (GO): phosphatidylinositol-4,5-bisphosphate 5-phosphatase activity
Source: RefSeq, a predicted model, not a curated record